AUGGGUCAUCUAUCCGCGACCGCGUCCGCGCAGCCUUCGCGGCGGAGAGCCACACGCACUUCCGGCCGCGCCGUGGGCCUCCCUGGCGCGCGCCCCGCUGCCCCUGCCCGGCCUAGGGCUCUCCGGUGCUGCGUCCCUGCGCCGUGCGCCGCCCUGGCCCCACCUCACAGGUCGACCCCACCUCACAGGUCGACCCCACGCCGGCCCCCCCACGCCAAGCCCGGGCCCGCGGCGCCAGGCAGCAGCGCCCCCUGGUGGACGCCGCUGCUCAGCGCCCCGUCGGCUCAACCCGACCCGGGGCCGCGCCGGGACCCGACGGUCCAGCCCCGGCCGGCGGGGGCGCUGCCCAGGCUGCGGGGAGGGCGAGGAAACCGACAGGGCCCGCGGGCACACCGGAGCCCACGUCAGGGUCGGCGGGAGAAGCCUCAGGGCAGGCCUCAGCGCAGGGUCGCUGCAACCAGGGACAGGGCGAAAGCGCUGCGGUCCGGAGAGAAGAUGACUGAGUACACCCGACAGGACCGAGGCGGGGAGAGGAAGACAGGCGAAGACCAGGCCCGCCUGGGGAGGGCGGCAGUCAGUGGCAGCACCGACCUGCCGGCCGGAGGAUCAAGAAGUCCCUAUAGCAGUGGCUCACACCGUGCAUUUUCUUACUCCGAUGCCCGCUCUCGUGGCAGCCCAGUUCCCUGGAGACACUCUGCACCGCACACGCGUGCCCUGCAUGAGCUCAGCCGCACACUGUGGAGCAAAGCGAUCCUGACGUGUGGCUGCAGGGCCAGAACGCCGCUCCGGUUGUGGAACCAGAACCAAACCAAAUGGAAAAGCGCUCUACACCAGGAGCUGGAAGGCAACCGACUUUACCACACUGGUGGGCUGGGAUUGCUCCCACAGCAUCAGCUCAAAACUGGCUUUGGAAUUGGUUUAUAUACGUUUUGUAGGCAGGAAGUACAGGAGCUUGAAAGCGAGGCAAGUUUCUGUUGGGUAGCAUCAGUCUUGCUGGGCAGAAAGUCCUUGGAGCGAGUUAGCCAACAGGACAUGUUUGGGGGCGAGAAAGCACAGGCUGCGCAGCUGGGUGCAGUCAGACUGGGCGGAUCAGGUUAUCUCUGGUCUAGUCAGUCAAGGCUGAGGGAGUCUAGCGGAGGAGGUACGCGGGGGGCUGCAUGAUCUCAUUCUGU
Molecule: messenger RNA, 1172 nt
Organism: Chinchilla lanigera (long-tailed chinchilla)
Lineage: Eukaryota; Metazoa; Chordata; Mammalia; Rodentia; Chinchillidae
Product: translation initiation factor IF-2-like
Exons: 3
Coding region: 1-1161 (386 amino acids)
Source: RefSeq, a predicted model, not a curated record